CGGAGGCCGCAGUGAUCCGGGAGCCGCCGCAGUGGAAGGAAGGGCCGCGGUUCUUCCUCUUCUAUCGUUCAGUUUCACCUCUAAAUUGUGUCGGUGGUGCACUUUCCUAGCUACCAGUUGUUGUCUGUGAAUACAUACGGUGUUUUAUGAAUAUCUGAGUUGUGAUCUUCAGUUGUACCAGUCGCCAUUUUAAUCGCACGUUUUCUCCGACCAGCGCUAGCACAACAAUGGCUCUGAAAAGAAUUCACAAGGAGUUGAACGACUUGGCACGGGACCCACCAGCCCAGUGUUCUGCAGGACCAGUAGGCGACGACAUGUUUCACUGGCAAGCCACAAUAAUGGGACCUAACGACAGUCCUUACCAGAGCGGGGUUUUCUUCUUGACCAUACACUUCCCAACAGAUUACCCCUUCAAACCUCCAAAGGUUGCAUUUACCACAAGAAUCUACCAUCCAAACAUCAACAGCAACGGCAGCAUUUGUCUUGACAUUCUGCGAUCACAGUGGUCUCCAGCUCUCACCAUCUCCAAAGUUCUCCUGUCUAUCUGCUCCCUGCUGUGUGACCCGAACCCGGACGACCCCUUAGUACCCGAGAUCGCCCGCAUCUACAAGACUGACAGGGAAAAGUACAACAAAAUAGCUCGGGAAUGGACACAAAAGUACGCAAUGUAGUUGGUGGGGGAGAAACACGGCCAAGCAGCUCUCCGACGUACGGCCAGGAGAGAUUCAGAUGUAAAAACACAAACCAUUCAAACAAAUGAGAAGUUAAAACAGGAUCCUGUUGGUUUCCAUUGGAGCGCUUUCUUUGAGCCACGCCUCCCUUUCUCCAGAGUACCUGUAAAACUCCCUCCGCCCCACCUCCCCUCCUCUCCCGUUUUGUCUACUCCCCCCAGCUCGUCCUCCGGUGUACAUAUUGUCAACUUAAAGUUAUAAACAGUUUCUCCCUGAUCCAACGACCUCACUUUUGCUCGUGUUGGUCUCUUUGUGACAUCCGAGCAGGCUGGGCUCUCACCAACUCACCGUAUUUGUUUUGGUUCAUCCUCACCCAUCAUUAUGAAAAUAACCCCCCCCAGCAAAAAUCUUUGAGGGGACCUUUUUUUUCCCAUUGUUUCUAGGGGAAGCAGGACAAAAGGAUGGAGGGGUUUUUACACUGCACUCGUUUUGUUCUAAUGAUUUCCAUGUAGAGGUGACGAUUGAAGAAAGCAGUUUUGACCCGCGGGUCAGAGGGCCCUCUGUAUUUUGUCAAGAAAACUCCUGAGUCACUGCGAGCUGUCACAUGUCAGAAGAAACGCACAUGGCUGCUGUUUGUGCUUGUUGGAUUCUACUAAAGGACUUGAAUUUAUUCACACACCUCAUGCUUCUCAUUCCUGCACCCAACUUCUUUUACCUAUUCACCCACGUGGACCCCCCCCCCCCCCCCCCACACA
Messenger RNA from Nematolebias whitei (Rio pearlfish), 1426 nucleotides. It is a transcript of the gene ube2d2, whose product is annotated as ubiquitin-conjugating enzyme E2D 2 (UBC4/5 homolog, yeast). The transcript is spliced from 7 exons. Bases 228 to 671 code for a protein of 147 amino acids. The record is from RefSeq and is a predicted model, not a curated record. Gene Ontology annotation, biological process: protein polyubiquitination; ubiquitin-dependent protein catabolic process. Gene Ontology annotation, molecular function: ubiquitin conjugating enzyme activity. Lineage: Eukaryota; Metazoa; Chordata; Actinopteri; Cyprinodontiformes; Rivulidae. Gene Ontology annotation, cellular component: nucleus.